CAAAUGCUCCGAGGGGUAAAAGCCUAAGUACAUCUAGACGACGAACUUCUCCAAGAACAUCUCCUCCAGUAUUAAAAAAGAUUCUGCCAACAAUGAAAACAUCAAUAGACGAGGGUGUGCCAACAAGACUUUUUAAAGUGGUUUUUGUUGGUGAUUCAGGCGUGGGUAAGACGAGUAUUUUGCAAAGGUUUUGCACGAAUAGUUUUAAAACGACAUACAGUGCUACAGUUGGGGUUGAUUUUCAAAUAAAGACUCUCGAGCUUGAAGGUGAAAGAAUAGCUCUCCAACUGUGGGAUACAGCCGGACAAGAAAGAUUCCGAAGCAUGACGCAGCAAUAUUUCCGAAAAACUGAUGGCAUCAUUCUAGUAUAUGACGUCACAUGCGAAACAUCGUUCAAAAAUAUGAGAAAUUGGAUGAAUAGCAUUAAAGUAAGAAAUUGUGCGAUACCAUACUUAAAUGGGAAAUUCAUACUUUUUGUCAAGCUUAAUAACUCUAUUUCAUACAUAAGCUCACCGAACGAAAAAUGA
This is a messenger RNA of Parasteatoda tepidariorum (common house spider), 527 nucleotides long. RefSeq names its product EF-hand calcium-binding domain-containing protein 4B. NCBI's taxonomy places the organism in Eukaryota, Metazoa, Arthropoda, Arachnida, Araneae, Theridiidae. The record is from RefSeq and is a predicted model, not a curated record. Gene Ontology annotation, molecular function: GTP binding; calcium ion binding; GTPase activity.